UCGCCAGCAGGCAACGCUUCCGCAGUGAGCCGCGCCCCCUUGCCCCGGAAGCGGAAGCAGUUGGCGUUGACCCCCUCCGCCAUAUUGGAUGCUGUGGUGGAGGGUGGGGGGGAAGGCGGAAGGAGACACCUGGCAGCGGCACCGGCACCCCAACAAUGUCCGAAGGGGACAGUAUUGGAGAGUCUGUUCAUGGCAAACCUUCUGUGGUGUAUAGAUUUUUCACAAGACUUGGACAGAUCUACCAAUCCUGGUUAGAUAAAUCUACUCCAUAUACAGCAGUACGAUGGGUUGUAACUCUGGGUCUGAGUUUUAUCUACAUGAUUAGAGUUUAUCUACUACAGGGUUGGUACAUCGUGACGUAUGCCUUGGGAAUCUACCACCUAAAUCUCUUCAUAGCUUUCUUGUCGCCAAAGGUAGAUCCCUCUCUAAUGGAAGACUCAGAUGAUGGUCCUUCAUUACCCACAAAACAAAAUGAGGAAUUUCGACCCUUCAUUAGAAGGCUGCCAGAGUUUAAAUUCUGGCAUUCUGCUACUAAAGGCAUCCUUGUUGCAAUGGUAUGUACAUUCUUUGAGGCGUUCAACGUUCCGGUAUUCUGGCCAAUCCUUGUGAUGUACUUCAUUAUGCUAUUCUGUAUCACUAUGAAGAGACAAAUCAAGCAUAUGGUAAAGUACAGGUAUAUACCGUUCACACAUGGCAAGAGGAAAUACAAAGGGAAGGAAGACAUGGGAAAGACCUUCGCUAGCUAGAAGUUGAAUUGAGCCUGUUGACUGACUCUACAUAUAACUACAAGAACGGUUUUGAGCCAUUGUAACAAUGCCUUUUUUCUUCAUAUAAAGUAAUUAAGAGGGUGGUGACAAA
Molecule: messenger RNA, 858 nt
Organism: Mauremys reevesii (Reeves's turtle)
Lineage: Eukaryota; Metazoa; Chordata; Testudines; Geoemydidae
Gene: RER1
Product: retention in endoplasmic reticulum sorting receptor 1
Exons: 7
Coding region: 156-746 (196 amino acids)
Biological process (GO): protein retention in ER lumen; retrograde vesicle-mediated transport, Golgi to endoplasmic reticulum
Cellular component (GO): Golgi membrane
Source: RefSeq, a predicted model, not a curated record